UAUGUACCGCAUUCUCUAAUUUACCAGUUUAGCUUAGUUUAGCUUUGUAAGCAACCAAACUUUAGACGAGAUAAUGUGAGUAUUUUGAUCAUGUGUGCCAAAAUAGUGAAAGAAGAAGACUACGAGGAGGAACUUUGUCUAACAAAAAGCGACAACGAGCGAGAAGCUCAACAGCGGGAUUUCAUCAAGUAUCAAGAUGAACUGAAAACAGCAGACAUCAGGGAACUUCAUCAAAAGGCUCCUCACAUAAAAGAAGAGCAGCAGGGAGAUAACACCAACAUCCCACUGAUUGGUCUUAUUGUGAAGAAUGAGGAAGAUAAAGACGCAAGUCAGAGGUCACCGCCUCAUUCAAAUCAAAGUGAGGAAAGCUGGGCAGAGCCUGCAGACAAUGUCUCCAGUCAGUCUAUAACCGAGGUUUACCGGGACCAAUGCGGACAAUCGAAAGCAGACGACCUCUUAGCUCCACUAUCAGAUAGUGAUGAAAUCACGUCACACGCUCCUGACACUGACAAUGUUGGGGGCCAACCUAGAGGUGAUAAAAAACGUUGUUUAUGUUCACAGUGUGGGAAAACUUUUGGCACCAAGUACAAAUUGAAAGUCCACAUGCGAACACACACUGGAGAGAAGCCUUUUACCUGUUUCGAUUGUGGGAAAAGAUUCUCUAUAAAAAACUGUUUAGUAAGGCAUGCAAAAAUGCACACUGGGGAGAGACCAUUUGCCUGCUCAUUUUGUGGUAAAAGUUUCUUUACGAAUGACAGUUUGAUAAGACACACAAGGAUACACAAUGGAGAGAAACCUUUCACCUGUUCAGUUUGUGGAAAAACAUUCUUAUUGAAGGCACAUUUAAAAUCACAUGUAAGAGUUCACACUGGGGAGAAACCCUUUGCUUGCUUACUUUGUGGGAAAACAUUCUCCAGAACAGAACAUUUAAAAUCACACACAAGAACUCAUACUGGAGAGAAACCUUUCACCUGCUUAGUUUGUGGGAAAAAAUUUGUUGAGAAAGGAGGCUUAAAAAGACACACAAGAACACAACGUUGCAAAGGCUUCUCAAUGAAUGUUCUGUAACUUGUAUUCAGGAUUGGAAGAUGUUUCUCUUAAGCUGAAGGAGCCAGAGAGUUCUUCCUUUUCACAAAGGAAGAACUGGAGAGAAAUCCCACAACGUUUCCAGUGACUAGUAUCACUGAUGAUGAUCAGCAUCAGAGGUUAUUGUUUCAUGUGAUGAAAGUAGAGCCUGCAGAUACAAGUCAGCAUUUGACAACAGCAGAAGAGGCAAACAUCUGUGGUGGAUCCCAAGCUCUCUCUCCUGAUGGUGAUAAACAUUCCUAAGGCAUCAAAACAUGUAAGACUAAAAAGAAACGUGUGGAAUGUUCCAAGUGUGCAAAAACCUUUUCUGCCAACUAUUAUUUGAAUGUACACAUGAGAACGUACACUGGUGAGAAGCCUUUUGCCUGCUAAUUCUGUGGUAAAAGAUUCUAUCACAAGGGACAUGUCAGAAGACAUACAAUAACACACAUGUGUGAGAACCCUUUUGCCUGCUCAGUUUGUAGCAAAAAGUUCUAUUGAAAAGAUCAUUUAAAAACAUGCGAGAAUGCACACGGGGUGAAAUCUGUUGCUUGCUCAGUUUUUGGUAAAGGUUUCCAUAUAAAGGACAGUUUAUUGACAUUCAUUGACGUCAUUGUGAAGAGUAAAGGGGAUGAUAAACACACACAAGAUGGAUAUAUACAUUCAA
Corythoichthys intestinalis (scribbled pipefish) is the source of this 1732-nucleotide messenger RNA. Its product is annotated as gastrula zinc finger protein XlCGF62.1-like. The transcript is spliced from 2 exons. The record is from RefSeq and is a predicted model, not a curated record. Gene Ontology annotation, molecular function: DNA-binding transcription factor activity, RNA polymerase II-specific; RNA polymerase II transcription regulatory region sequence-specific DNA binding. Bases 91 to 1068 code for a protein of 325 amino acids. NCBI's taxonomy places the organism in Eukaryota, Metazoa, Chordata, Actinopteri, Syngnathiformes, Syngnathidae. Gene Ontology annotation, biological process: urogenital system development; regulation of transcription by RNA polymerase II; embryo development. Gene Ontology annotation, cellular component: nucleus.